AUGAAGUUCCUCACCGUCGCCGCCGUCCUCUCGGCAGCCGUCUCGGAAGUCUCUGGACACUACAUCUUCCAACAGUUGUCUGUGGGAUCCACAAAGCACGACGUCUUCCAGCACAUCCGGAAGAACACCAACUACAACUCCCCGGUCACAGACCUCGCCUCGAAUGACUUGCGAUGCAACGUCGGCGGUGCCAGCGGCGCGCAGACGACGGUGGUCAACGUGAAGCCAGGCGACUCCUUCACCUUCACCCUCGACACGGCCGUCUACCACCAGGGUCCAAUCUCGCUCUUCCUGUCCAAGGCACCCUCUCACGUCCAAGACUACGACGGGUCCGGAAAAUGGGCCAAGUUCAAAGACCUCCUCCCGACCUUUAGCAACGGCCAGGCAACCUGGCCAAUGAGACAAACCUACGAGCACAAGAUCCCAACGUGCCUCCCCAACGGCGAGUACCUCCUCCGCGUCCACCAGCUGGGAAUCCACAACCCCUACCCGUCGGGCAUCCCGCAGUUCUACAUCUCGUGCGCGCAGAUCAACGUCACGGGAUCGACUGCGUUCGCGAGCUCGUUUGCGCCGACUUUGAGUAUUCCUGGUGCUUUCAAGGAGACUGAUCCCGGGUAUACUGUCAAUAUCUACCAGCCUGGAUUCACAUCGUAUGAGGCUCCUGGUGGCGCAGAGUGGACUUGCUAA
Molecule: messenger RNA, 687 nt
Organism: Colletotrichum phormii
Lineage: Eukaryota; Fungi; Ascomycota; Sordariomycetes; Glomerellales; Glomerellaceae
Product: fungal cellulose binding domain-containing protein
Exons: 6
Coding region: 1-687 (228 amino acids)
Source: RefSeq, a predicted model, not a curated record